AGCGCUCUCACCCGGCAUCCCCAAGCAGAGAGGAUGGCCCGUCCUCUGCCAGACCUUUGCAGAGAAGCGCAACCGAUGGACCACGAGGACAGAGUCGAGUGUGUGAAAGUGAAGGAGGAGAUCCUGGACGAAGAGGCAGCCGGCCUGGAGACGCAGCGGCAGCACUUCCGCCGGUUCUGCUACCGAGAGGCCGAGGGGCCUCGAGAGGUUUGCAACCAGCUCUGGGAGCUCUGCCACCUGUGGCUGAAACCCGAGAGGCACACCAAGGAGCAGAUGCUCGAACUGGUGGUCCUGGAGCAGUUCCUGGCCAUCCUGCCGGCGGAGGUCCAGGGCUGGAUCCGAGACGUCGACCUCGAGAACUGUUCCCAGGCGGUCGCCCUGGUGGAAGAGUUUGUGCUGAGGCGGCGGGAGGAGGAGGAGAGGCUGGGCGGGCAGGUGCUGGGGCCAUUCAAAGAGGAGGCGGAUGAUUUCCCUGAGGCCGAGGAGGUGGCGUCGGACACCUGGCAGAGGGUGAUCUUGGGGGAGAUCAAGCAGGAGGAUGACGGAGACGCGGCCUCCCUAGGUGAUGAAAGAGCAUAUGGGGAGGAGCCAGAAAAUCCAGGAGAACUAGGACCCCAAGGGACGUUGUUGGGAAGAGCAGGGCAGAACAAUUCCCGCAGUCCUGAUCUGGGGGAAGCCUCCAAGAGCCAGCAGGGAAUCUAUCCCGAGAAGGAAAAAACGGUUUGUGCCCCACGGGGGUACCAGCAAGCCAAAGGGGUGACGGUCCCACCAAGAAUCCAAGACGAACGGUUGAAAAAAUGCUCCGAAUGUGGGAAAGGCUUUGUCUGGCGGUCCGAACUCGUUGAGCACCAGAGAUCCCACACAGGGGAGAGGCCCUAUUCAUGCUCGUACUGCGGGAAAAGCUUCAGCCGCAAAUCGUACAUCAUUAAGCACGAGCGGAUCCACACGGGGGAGAAGCCCUACAUCUGUUCUCACUGCGGGAAAGGCUUCAUUUCGAAAUCGGACCUCAUUAAGCACGAGAGAACCCACACGGGGGAGAAACCGUACAUCUGCUCAGACUGCGGGCGGAGCUUCAGCAGGAAGCAGUUCCUAGUGACCCACCGGCGGACCCACACGGGCGAGAAGCCCUACAAGUGCUCCGAGUGCGGGAAGAGCUUCAGCCAGCGCACGUGCCUGGUCAUUCACGAGCGAGCCCAUACUGGAGAGAAACCCUUCCAGUGCCUGGUUUGCGGGAAAAGCUUUGGCAGGAGGGACAUCCUGGUGACGCACCAGAAGCUGCACACCAGAGAGAAGGCUUUCCAGUGCUCGGACUGGCUGUGAAAGAG
This is a messenger RNA of Euleptes europaea (tarantolino), 1325 nucleotides long. RefSeq names its product zinc finger protein with KRAB and SCAN domains 1-like. The record is from RefSeq and is a predicted model, not a curated record. Bases 34 to 1320 code for a protein of 428 amino acids. NCBI's taxonomy places the organism in Eukaryota, Metazoa, Chordata, Lepidosauria, Squamata, Sphaerodactylidae. The transcript has 3 exons.